AUGUUGUGCCAGUUCAAAAAAUUUCGACAGCGAUUUCAUUUAAUAUAUUAUCUCAUCGAAUGGAUCAUUGUUUUCCAUAUGGAUGUCUUGGGCAUGCAGACUGUUGGCGAAGACCACCUUGUCAACGUUGUGUUUUUGUAA
Molecule: messenger RNA, 141 nt
Organism: Histoplasma mississippiense
Lineage: Eukaryota; Fungi; Ascomycota; Eurotiomycetes; Onygenales; Ajellomycetaceae
Exons: 2
Coding region: 1-141 (46 amino acids)
Source: RefSeq, a predicted model, not a curated record